CGGGGUUUGGUUUGUGUUUACAGCAGUCUGAGUUCUAUUGCUGGUUAAUGUAAUACGAUGUUAUGUCAACCAUCUUCGGAAUAAACGCACGUUGUGGACACAGGUGAUUUUACUCAUUAAAAAAACCUCAUUCAUGAAUGCGCCUGAAGGCUUGGUUUAGCAGUCAUGGAUGACAAGGCCUCGGUGGGGAAAAUUAGCGUGUCGUCCGACUCGGUGUCCACCCUCAACAGUGAGGACUUUGUGCUGGUGUCCCGGCUCGGGGACGACACGCCGUCCACUAAUAACGGUAGCGAUGACGAGAAAACAGGACUCAAGGUGAUUUCUGAGGAAGGGGUACGCUUGAAGAUUGUGGGGAACGGUAGUGAGCAGCAGUUGCAGAAGGAGCUGGAGGAUGUUCUGAUGGACCCGUCGGUUGCUGAGCUGGCGGGAGGCGGCGGCGACAUGGCCGCAGGGGAUCGUGGUUACCCCACCACAGCAGCCCCGCCUACUCCACAGAGCCCCGCCCCUCCCAGCAGUGCUCCACCCAGCGCCCCACCCAAAUUGGAGAUGGUACUGCCAGUCCAGUCGUCUCAGGAGAGCCAACUGAACGAGCAGUCAUACAGGGUUGAGUCGUCGGAGGCGAGCCCUCCGCCGGAUGAGGACAGUGUGGUGUUCAGCAAGCUGACGUACCUGGGCUGUGCGUCGGUCAACGCCCCGCGGAGUGAGGUGGAGGCGCUGCGCAUGAUGAGCAUCCUCAGGAGCCAGUGCCAGCUCCCGCUCGACGUCACGCUCUCUGUGCCCGUGGUCUCCGAGGGCACCGUCAGGUUGCUGGACCCUCAGACAAGCACAGAGAUCGCCAACUACCCCAUCCACAAGAUCCUGUUCUGUGUGCGUGGCCACGACGGUACUGCGGAGAGCGACUGCUUCGCCUUCACCGAGAGCCACCACAACACAGAGAUCUUCCGCAUCCACGUCUUCCGCUGCGAGAUCCAGGAGGCGGUCAGCCGGAUACUCAUCAGUUUCGCCACGGCCUUCCGACGGUCAGCCAAUAAGCCUCCUCUGGCAGCGCAGGCCCCGCCCCUUACGCCAGACAGCGAUGUCUUCACCUUCACCGUUAGCCUGGAGAUCAAAGAGGAUGAUGGGAAGGGAACCUUCAGUGCCGUAUCCAAAGACAAGGACAGGCAGAGCUUCAAGCUGCGCCCAGGCAUGGACAAGAAGAUCGUCAUCUACGUGCAGCAGACGUCCAACAAAGAGCUGGCCAUUGAGAGGUGUUUUGGCCUGUUGUUGAGUCCAGGCAAGAAUGUGAAGAACAGCGACAUGCACCUGCUCGACCUGGAAUCAAUGGGGAAGAGCUCAGAUGGGAAGUCCUACAUCAUAACGGGGAGCUGGAACCCAAACACUCCUCAGUUUCAGGCUGUCAAUGAGGAGACACCCAAAGAUAAGUUCAUGUACAUGACGACGGCGGUGGACCUGGUGAUCACAGAGGUGGAGGAGCCGGUGCGUUUCCUCCUAGAGACGCGGGUGAGGGUGUGCUCGCCCAGCGAGAGGCUUUUCUGGCCCUUCAGCAAGCGCUCCUACACUGAGACCUACUACCUGAAGCUCAAACAGGUGAGCAGAAGCACCUUUAAAGUUGACCGAUAUUUGGCAGACCCUUCUAUCCAAAGCGACACUGAAUCAGACCUGGGUUGCCAUAAUGUGCCCUCCCCGCCUGAGGAUGAGGAGGAGGAAGAUAACGACGAGCCCCUGUUGAGUGGCUCUGGGGACGUGUCUAAGGAGUGCGCUGAGAAGAUCCUGGAGACGUGGGGAGAUCUGCUGUCGAAAUGGCACCUGAACCUGUCAGUGCGGCCCAAGCAGCUCCCUGCCCUCGUCCGCAGUGGCGUCCCUGAAGCCCUCAGGGGCGAGGUGUGGCAGCUCCUCGCUGGUUGCCAUAACAACGACCACCAGGUGGAAGAGUACCGGACGCUAAUCACAAAAGAGUCGCCUCAGGACAGUGCCAUCACCAGAGACAUCAACCGCACAUUCCCAGCCCACGACUACUUUAAGGACACAGGUGGCGACGGCCAGGACUCCCUGUACAAGAUCUGCAAGGCCUACUCUGUGUAUGACCAGGAGAUUGGCUACUGCCAGGGACAAUCCUUUCUGGCAGCUGUGCUUCUUCUACAUAUGCCAGAGGAGCAGGCGUUUAGCGUGUUGGUGAAAAUCAUGUUUGACUACGGUCUCAGGGAUCUCUUCAAGCAGAACUUUGAGGAUCUGCACUGCAAGUUCUUCCAGCUCGAGAGACUCAUGCAGGAGUAUAUCCCAGACCUGUAUGCCCACUUCCUGAACGUGGGUCUGGAGGCGCACAUGUACGCUUCACAGUGGUUCCUCACCCUCUUCACAGCCAAGUUCCCCCUCUACAUGGUGUUCCACAUCAUUGAUCUGCUGCUCUGCGAGGGCAUCAGUGUGAUCUUUAAUGUAGCGUUGGCCUUACUCAAGACGUCUAAGGACGACCUGCUCCAGACAGACUUUGAGGGCGCGCUGAAGUUCUUCCGGGUCCCAGUGCCAAAGCGCUACCGCUCUGAGGAGAACGCCAAGAAGCUGAUGGAGCUUGCCUGCAGCAUUAAGAUCAGCCAGAAGAAGCUGAAGAAGCAUGAGAAGGAGUACCACACCAUGAGGGAGCAGCAGGAGCAGCAGGAGGCCCCCAUCGAGAGAUACGAGAGGGAGAACAGGCGGCUGCAGGAAGCUAACAUGCGUCUGGAGCAGGAGAAUGACGACCUGGCCCACGAGCUGGUCAGCAGCAAGAUUGCCCUGCGCAAGGACCUGGACAAUUCUGAAGAGAAAGCGGACGCUCUGAACAAAGAGCUGCUGAUUACGAAGCAGAAGCUGGUUGACUCAGAGGAUGAGAAGAGGAGACUGGAGGAAGAAUCAGCACAGCUGAAGGAGAUGUGUCGAAGGGAGCUGGACAAAUCUGAAUCAGAAAUCAAGAAGAAUGGUUCCAUCAUUGGCGAGUACAAACAGAUUUGCUCACAGCUGAGCGAACGUCUGGAGAAGCAGCAGACGGCCAACCGCGGUGAACUGGAGAAGAUCCGGCUGAAGGUGCAGGGCUGUGAGAAGUGCAGUGGGCUCUUCAGUAAGGAGGGCCGCCUGAAGGUGGCGCCGGUGAGCAAGCCAGGUGUGGAUGAAGACCCGGACCAGGAGAAGGAGGAUCUUCAGAACCAGCUCAGGGAGAUGGAGCUGGAGCUCGCCCAGACCAAACUACAGCUGGUGGAGGCAGAGUGCAAGAUCCAGGACCUUGAGCAUCACCUGGGCCUUGCCCUCAACGAGGUCCAGGCGGCCAAGAAGACCUGGUUCAACCGCACGCUGACCUCCAUUAAAACGGUGACUGGAGCCCAAGGCAAGGAGACCACCUAACCAAGAGCACAGAGAACGACAACGCACAGAGAGGAGGGAGGGAACGAGGGAGAAUAAAAACACAACAGAAAAAGACUGCUUUACCUCCCUCCCUCCCCCUGACUCCCCCCUUCCAUCUUUGGUCUGUAGUGCCUCCCUUCUCUACCAGACCAGGAUCAAUGAAAAACCAACCAACCACGUUUGCUUUUCUUGUCUUUCUCUGCGUCUUUUCUUUCCUUUCUUUUAUUGUUUUUUUUUUUUUUUUUUUUGUUUUUUUUUUUAACAAAUGAACUUGUAUUGCUCGUAGUGGUCAGAUUGGACUGGAAAUUAAAUUUCAAAAUGAACCAAACCAGUGAUCCGUUGGUGAAGCUGGAGAGAGCGAUUUAACUCCUGGAUCUUUAGACUACUGAUAUUUAACAGCGUAUAGGAGGGAGGCCUGGGCUGUCUAGAGCACCUGUGCCGCCUCACCUGGGAUCAUAGACACACUCCAUCAGCAGCACUACAGAUGCUGACCACACACACACACACACACACACACACACACACACACACACACACACACGUCUCCAACUGAAGCAAAGGUACGAGCAUUAAAACACCAUCUCCUCACACUGAUUUUUGUUACUCUGAUUUCCGUUUGACUGAUGACGUUUUCAUUUCUUCUGACAUAACCGAAUGCGGGGUGUGUGUACAGUAUGUGUGAGAGCGAGAGAAUGAAACAAAUGCAGAUGAAUGUACAGUAAGUGAGAGUGGUUGAUUUGUUUUUUGUUGUUAUUUUGGUUUUAUUGUGAAGUGGAAGAUGCAAAAAAAAAACAAAACAACUAAUAUUUUGUUUUUGCUGACCGAGUCCGUUGGAGGAAAAAAGUACUUUGAUGAAGCCUUGAUGCACAGAAUUGAAGUAAUGAGGUUGACCAGAGAACGGUGAAAGGAGAUCAAUGUCCACAAAGCAUUUUUAGCCAUCGCCAUAGCAGCAUCAGUAUGCCCUGGUAACAUCAGUAGCAGACAGCACUCCAGAACUCUUAGCAUGGUUCUACUCCUCUGCUGUGGGUGCCAGGCCUCCCCCUCCUGACUAACCCAGACGGCUGCACUGAGACGGGGAAUACACUCAUUCACACACACAUUUCUUUAUUUCCUUUUUGAUGACCUCUUAACAUCAGUGCCGGGGCAGCAGAUGUAAAAAUAGACAGCAGAUGUAAAAUAGCCUUUUGGUUAUUUCUGGCGAAAUUACAGUUGUUUCUUUAUGUGCACUUUUCCUGUUAAAUAAACAUUAAAAUAAAUAAAUACAUAAAAUGAACAUAUACAGUAUAUACCUGUACACUAGCCACCAUCUUAGCUGUAUGGUUGUUCUACCUGUCUCUGUCUACCUGCUGAUCCACUGGCUUAGGAUGGGAUAAAGCUACUCUUACAUCACCACAGAUAGAGCAGAGAAGAUGGCCUGUGCGUGUGUGCUUCUCUGCAUUUAGAUCUAUUAUCUACAGCACUUAUUAGCCCAUGAUGGACAAAGACGUUCAGAUGAAACUUAGAAGAAUGGACUAAAGAAGGAAGGCAGAAGAGAGUAGGAUUUGUGUGUGUGUGUGUGUGCGUGCGUGAGAAAGAGUGUGUCCAAGUGUGUGUGUGUCUAGGAUUAUGGGCGUUUGUUCACUCUUGAGAACUGAACAGGGGUGGGGAAGGAAGGUCUUUGCACCUUACACAUAUUUAUAAAGGGGUGGGGGGGAGACCCAGCUUGCUUUGGAAUCGACACCGUCAUCAGCGGCAGCGCCUGUGCCUGAGAUGACUUACUCAGAGUUCUGUCCCUGAAGGCACUGACGCCAACUUCAACUUGUACAUAAGAAGCCUAACAAAGUUUUUUGUUUGUUUGUUUAUUUUGUAUUUCUACUCUCCUUGGUAACUGUACUAAUAUUGCCUAAUUGUACUGUGUUUAAAAAAAAGAGAUGAUGACUCUUUAAUUUUUUUUUUUGCUCAACAGCAACAAGAGAAAAAAACAACGCUUUUUUUCCCGUCUCAUGUCAGAAACUGCUGUCACAUCUAUUCCAUGCCAAAAUGUACCUUCACCCGACAUUACCAACGUGUGGACAUUGUACUAGUGUAGGUUGCAUUGUGUAUACAUCAAGAUUUCAAUAUAAAGCUAUGACCACCUGCCAUCUCA
Alosa alosa (allis shad) is the source of this 5494-nucleotide messenger RNA. RefSeq names its product rab GTPase-activating protein 1. The transcript is spliced from 28 exons. Lineage: Eukaryota; Metazoa; Chordata; Actinopteri; Clupeiformes; Clupeidae. The record is from RefSeq and is a predicted model, not a curated record. Bases 166 to 3369 code for a protein of 1067 amino acids.